Molecule: messenger RNA, 5770 nt
Organism: Limulus polyphemus (Atlantic horseshoe crab)
Lineage: Eukaryota; Metazoa; Arthropoda; Merostomata; Xiphosura; Limulidae
Product: AT-rich interactive domain-containing protein 3C-like
Exons: 9
Coding region: 222-1658 (478 amino acids)
Biological process (GO): regulation of transcription by RNA polymerase II
Cellular component (GO): nucleus
Molecular function (GO): DNA binding
Source: RefSeq, a predicted model, not a curated record
AGUACAUAUUUUUUUUUCUUAGGUACUGGUGGUGUUUAUCAAAUCGGUCAAAAUUCGUGUCAAAAACAAAGCACCGCUUUCCAUCUCCAAAAUGGAUCACAACGAAUCGGACUUGGAAGGAAGUACGUGAUGUUAGGACACGAAGUAAGAGCUGGUGAUGUUUUGCAGUUGCGUACAAAAGAAAAUCUGCUGAUUGUUAAACUGUGGCCAGCUGUAAACCAAUGAAGGCCCAUUUGGAAGAUCUAAACGACUACAGAUUCGACUCGGAGGGCGACCACCAGGAGGAGUUUGGGAGUGCCAUAAAUCGGGUGAAGAUGGAAGAUAUUGGUGAUCCUGAGGUUCUUGCAAAAUUCAAACGGCAAGAACAGGAAGAAAGGGAAGAAAUAGAACGCGAGAUUAAGGCCCACAAAGAAAGAAUACAACGGGAAGCUGUAGCAGCAAUUCAAAGACAAGCCCACGUUGCCAUGGGGAUCACAUCUCCAACAUCUUUAAUCACAUCAUCUGCGACAAGUCUCUCUUCUCCACCUCCUGCCUUUCCCAUGUUUCUUCCGCAACUUCCCAGCCGACUAAUGACAACUACUCUACCCCAUUCCACAAGUCCAGGAAGUUCAGCCUCUCAGUCCAUCCCUUCUCCUUCAGUGAACAGCAAUGCAGCAUCAACCAGUAGCCAAACCCCGAAUCAAGACCUCAGUAAAUAUUCCUUUGAAGAACAAUUUGGCCAGAAACCAGUCAAUGGAAGCUGUUUGAAAUCUCGAACCGACCAGGAAAAGAACUCGGAGGCACUCGGCUCUUCUUCGUUGUACGAGCUGAGUGAUGACCCCCAGAGAAAAGAAUUCUUGGAUGACCUCUUCCAAUUUAUGCAGAAACGAGGAACGCCAGUCAACAGGGUUCCGAUUAUGGCCAAGCAGGUAUUGGACCUAUAUGAACUCUACAAAUUGGUGGUUGCAAGAGGAGGUCUGGUGGAGGUUAUCAAUAAAAAGAUAUGGAGAGAAAUCACCAAGGGUCUCAAUCUUCCGUCUUCUAUUACCAGUGCUGCAUUUACAUUACGCACGCAGUACAUGAAAUACCUAUAUCCGUACGAGUGUGAAAAGAAGGGAUUAAGCACACCAGAGGAGCUGCAGGCAGCUAUUGAUGGUAACAGAAGAGAGGGUCGACGCUCCAGUUACACCCAAUAUGCCGAACUGGUUAGUGGUGCACGAAAUUCUCACCCUCAACAUCUGCAACCAAACCCAGCGCACCAUACCUCUCCUCUUGAUCUAGUAUCAAGACAAGUCAACGGGUAUGGCACAGGCCAUGGACUGUCAUCAGGAGAAGAAGACAACGGUAAUGGUAUUCCGACUUCUGCGCGACUUACGGUCCCUCAGCAGGAGGCUCUGAACCUUCAAAUGCCUCGAAACUCCCAUCAUUCAGUUCGACCUAAAGAAAGCCUCACACGCAAGAUGGAAGAUGUCAUCAACUCGCCUCCUGCGAAACGGUUUCUUUCUGAUGAUGACCUUCUGUGGGCACGUGCUACGUUGCCCAGUGCUCAUUUCAAAAUUACAAGUAGAGUCGAUGGACGGUCUCAGGCAGACAAUUCUCUAGUAGUAAGUAUGGAAAUAAACGGCGUGAUGUAUCAAGGGCUUCUCUUUGCGCAGUCACACAAAAGUCCAAAGAUGUGAUGACCAUCCAUUACUGAUCUACUCGUAUAGUGCCUUUUCCUAUAAUCGUGUAACACUGACAAUCUGCCAAGAGGAUACUCCUACCAGUACACCAGAACGUCCUUUGGAGGCAACAUGCGGCCAGCAACGUACUCUGUACUGUAAUGGCUUUCGAUUUUUGGAACUUUACGUUUGUAUUUAUCGUGCAGUUUAGAAAAACAAAACAAAAAAGUAAAAUAUUUGUAAAGCGCGACACAUAGUACUUACCGAUAUUCCAGGAAAGCCCAUUGUAUUCAUACGAAUCCCUAUUAUGAAAGCUCACCAAGAUUUUUUUGUUGUUGUAAAUUAUGAUACGAUACAAGCUCAUGUUGACGUUUCAUACUUUCAGUACGAUAUAAUAAAAGUGUCAGCUCGUAAGAUAAACAGAGAUUCUUAUAAUAAUCUGGUUGAAUGAAAUAUUUAUUAAUAAUUAUAUUAUUUACAACACCCAAGAGAGAGGUUUUAAAUGGGAAAGAUAAGUUAGAUAGCAAUCAAAUACUUUAAUCUUUAUUUGAUGUACAUAAAGUUAAUUUAUAGCUUCAAAUCAAGUCGCUCCUUUUUUUAGUGGCUUACCUUGCAAACAGAGCAGCACAUCAGGUUACUUAGUGCUUUGCAAAAUAAGAUUCUGCAAAAAAAACACUAAUUUGAAUUUAUAUCCAAACCACGUGUCUUUAAUUUUUUUUGAUAUUUGUUUUCUGUCUUCCUUUUUUUUACCUAAUAGAAAGAAAACGUUAUAUAAAAACAGUAUCUUAGUGUUGUUGUUUCUAUAUUUUCGAUGAUUACUGAGUUAAAGUGAACAACCAUGCUGGAAAUAAAGAAUGGGAACAACAAAUUGAACGUUAAUGGGUAAAGGUAUUCGUACUACGAUAGAGGAUAUCUCAAAUCGUCAUAUUCGCGAUCCUCACAUUUGAGAUUAAUUUAGAAUUAAAAAUAAGGAGCAGAUACGGAACCAACCUUAGGUUCUGCUAUUCGUCGUUUGUUGUCAUUUCUCAUUUUCUCUUACGAACAACUUUCUUCCCACAAAUGACAGCAAACGGUAAAUCGUACCUCAGGUGUGGGACGUUUUGUCAAUAUCUGCUCCAAGAUGGUAUUUUAUCUCCUAUGAAAGACAAAAGCCUGGAUGGACAGCAAAUAUUGGCUAAUACUCUGUAUUUUCAGCCUGGAUGUUGAAUAUAUAUAGAGAGGUAAAUGUUUUGUGUAUGUAUAUUUGUAUAUAUAUAGACACACAGAAACAUAACCUGAACUAUACUAUUUUUCACCGGCUUGAAUGUUUUCAAAUUCUGUCCAUAUUGAACUUGUAUACAUUUCUUUACAUUUUAAUGUUACUUUUUAGUAUUUGAUCCUCGGCAAUGGAUUAUUAUACUGUAGUAUAUUUAUGUGAUUUAUUUGCCUUUUUAUUUCAUAUGUUGUUCAAUAUUGUUAAUGUGAGACUUUGCAGACCGUGCUUAUUGUCUUUUUUUAUAUAGGACUUUCUCAGGGAUAACACAUGAACGGCUCUGCGUUUUGGUACAGUUCUUUCGUUUAUCGUAAACAAUGUGUAAAACUAUUUUUGUUGUUGUCAAGUGUAAAAAUGUAACGUUUUAAUAUGAUGUCGACCUAAUCUGUUUGUAGAUUUUUUUUUAUUGUUGGAGUAAGUUUUAGCCGAUUGAUUUUGUUUUAUUAGGACGAUUUGAUUUACAUGUAUGAUUACUUUAAGGAUUUCUUUUUUGUUUUCGAAAGCCGAGUUUAAGGUAUUUCUGACUGUAUUAUCACCAGCUUGGAAAACAAAUAUGAAAAUUUCAUGGAUGUACUUUGAUAUAUUAGUUAUAAAAAAACAAACAAACCUGUCUUGAUUAAUUUUCUAGUCUAUUUGGUCAUCUAUAUUUGAGACAUUUCAUAUAUUUACUGUUGGAAGAACGCUAACUGGUCAGAUAUGCACAAGAAAUGAUAAACACCAUUAGAUUACAAGAGAAAACAGGUAUUAUCACAGCCCUACCCUUCUUAACAAUUGUAUGUAUAGUUUUAGGGUUUUUCAAAUUUAUUUUUACGUGACGUUUAAGUAAGCACUCAAAACAUGUGAUAUUAAAAAAUAUAUAACAUUUUUAUUCAGAAAGUUCAACGUUGAUUGUAACGCAUUUUGUAAACUUGGAAAGUUUUUUUUGUAUGGCUCUAUACAGUAGAUUUUUUUUUAAUGCGAUAGAGAUGUAAACACAUGAAUUAGAGUAAAUGACUUAGCUCUUAUAAUAUUACAGAAUAACCAAUCUUUCAUUCAAAUUGUAGAAACCUAUUGUUUUUACAUUCUGUUUACAUCUUGAAGGGUUGGAUGACACUCUAACAGAAUAAGAUAUCGCUACCAGUUUGCACAAUAAGGAACAUAAAUAUAAUUGCGCAAAAUAAUCAACCAAUGCUUUUGUUUAUUUGUUGUUAAAUGUGAAGCUACACAGUUGGUUAUCUGUGCUGCGCCAACCAUAGGUAUCGAAACCCGGUUUUUGCGUUAUGAGCCUUCAGAUUUACAGCUCAGCCACUAGGGGAAGGAAGCUCAACCAACAUAAGUUUAUAAUUUGGCUAAAUUAAAAAUUAUGCACAAUUUAAUGUUGGAAACUAAGAUAAAAUACUAACAUGUUAAAACCAUAUCAUAUCGUCAUGCACACUAUAAAAUUAAGAUGAGAGAAAUCGUUUUCGCUGUCGUCGUCUCCUGGUAGGUCACUGAUAACUUUACGGACUUGCAACGCUUAUAUCCGGGAUUCGAUACCCACGGUGGACAGAUGGUACUAAGAAAGCAACAACUUUUUUACCGUCGUGCAAGAGUCGGCCAUUUUUAACACGAGCUCACUGAAUGUUAUAUAAUUAUUGUUUGCUCGUUUUAAAAUUUAUCACGGCAGCUGGUUGUUGAGAUUACUAUUUAGAUCUGUACCACAAUUUUGUAAAACAAAUUCUCUUUUGAAAAUUUAUUUAAACGGAAGCUGUACGAAAGAAGGUAGCUUGAAUAAGAAUGUUAUGAAUACACUCAUCUAUACCUUGUAUUUCAUCUUCCAUCAUCACUGCAUGAUGCCCACACCCCAGUGGCACACCAGUAUGUCUGCGGACUUAUACCAGUAGAAACCGGGUUUUGAUACCCGUGGUGGGCAGAACACAGAUAGCCCCUUUGUGUAACAUUGUACUCAACUACAAACAACAACACUGUAUGACAGAACCAAAGCCAUAAAAACUAGAAAGACUUUAGCGCGAAGUUGUGUGCCUAUAUGUGUUUUAUCUCAAUUUGACUUCGGUUAAAAUGACCAAUAUUUCAAUGUACUGUCAGCAGACGUAAUAGGUUGUGAAACGUUUUAACCGCUACGUUAACUUUGCUUUUGCUGUGAAUGAAUUUUUUUGGUGCGUAAUUACAAUAAUGUAAGAUUUAAACUGGCAUUUUAAGCGAUUAUUAUCGUAAUAUGUGCGAGGUAUUUCGAUUAUAAGGUAGAAGAAAAAGUAAGUUUUGAGAGUCGUUUUUUUAAUUUGAAAAAAAAAAACUUAAACCUUUUGGCUAAGUCCAUAAUGUUGUUAUUAAACGCAAGCUUUCAAUUCCAAUGCUCAUUUAUGACCUUUGCGAAAACCGAGAGGCAAUUGGUCCAAAUAAGUUCAUUGUGGAAUAAAAAACCCAAAGAUUAUAUUGUCGUAGAAAACGUGUUAUCAAAAUCUACAUUUUAAUCAAAAAUCAAUUAUUUUGGAAUUGAACCAAUAACAUUAUACGUUCAUCUGUUACACAGUGGAAUUAAUGAAUAAACAGCAUGCACGACAAAAACUGCUAUGUUUGGAAAAUAUUACAUUUAAAGAGAGAUAGAAAAAAAAAGGUGUUAAACAGGAAUUAAACACAUGCAAAACAAAGAAGAACAAUAUGCAAUCUUGGAUAAAAUAUUCUAUAAUAAAAUUGGAUUUUAAUUAUAGUUUUAAAUUGUACGACGUCGAUAAUUUAACGAGUACAGCAUCCGGCCAUUUGAUUGCGAAUCACUUUCGAUACAAACUGUUUUAUAGAAUUGAUUUUAGAUGAGUAACUGUGCUUAUUCAGAAUAUAUACCUUAUCUACGAGCACGUGGUAUCACUUAUAGAUGACAUCACAUGCACUUCUUAAUGUGAAA